GCAUUUCCGUUUCCGGUUCUUUUCAUGAAAACAUGUCUUCUGCCGACACAUCUUGGACAACUGUUGUUAAACCUGGUCGAAAUGGUUUAAAAAAUCAGAAAAAGAUUACUAAAAUUGAAAAGCAGUUGAUUAAGGAUCGUAUGCCGAAAUUAGAACAGGCUCCUCCGCUAAGAGAAUCAGAAACAAGCUUUGAUGCUUUCAAAAAACAAAAUGGUAAUCCAAAACCACAAAAAUCAUCACCUGAAAAGGAAUCGAAAAACUCAAAACCGAAAUCCCCAAAACCAACUCCUCCAGUCAAGAAAAGUACCAAUCUAAAAACAGCAAUAAAUGAGCUGGAGACUGAUGAAUUUAAUCGUAUGCUAAAUCAAGAUAAGAAGAACUUUUCCAGUAAUAAAGAUAUCUGGCUAAAAAAUCUUGCUGCGAUGCUGAAUGUUCGCUUGGAAAAUGUUCCUGAAGCUAUUAUAUCUGAAGAUGAUGAUGAACUUCUCGAAGAAUAUCCUCUUAAUCUUCUUGGAUCAGGCCUUCGUAAAUUAUUCGAUAAUUUAAUACGAACUCUUGAUGAGGAAGAAAUUUUUGAUGUUUUAAGUUUUCUUUGCGAACAACUUAUGAAUGAUAAAGCUAAAACACCUGUGCACGGACAUAAAAUGGUUUUUCAAUUAAUCGUUUUGGAAAGACCAGUAUCUGUUAUGACAUUUAUCAUCCAAUGGGCUUCGAAAAUUCCUACUAUGAAGAGUAAAAUCAAUAGAUCUUUACAUGUUUUAUAUUCUUUUGGUCAAGUAGGAAUCAAAAGCUUCGAGAAUGGUUUAAGGGUCUGGCAUGUUAUUAUGGUACCUCUACUCAACGUAAAAGGUCUAACAGGCUUUUGCAUUGCUUAUCUAGAAAAAUUAAUAUCUAAACACAUCAAUAGUUGCAAAUCACUUUCCGGUCUUGAAAUUCCGAAAUUAUAUGAGGUUUUAUCUUUCGAUUUGAAGUUACCAGGUGACAAGAAGAAGAAAAUGUAUACUUCUUUUGAAAAAUUAGUUUUAAAGUGUUUAGAAAAUGCCAAGUUGGAAGUUGUUCAAGUAGUCUUUGAAUCAAUUCUCUGUAAACUAACUAAAAAUUGUACAUCAACAACAGAGGCUUAUAUUCUAUUUAUCUUGAAAUGUUGCUUGGAAAAUGAUAUUUGUUUUGGAGUUUGGGAGAACAUUUACGCUAAUAAUUUACAAUCUUCAGAAAUUCUCCUCAGUUCUAUUUUGAACUCAAAGGAGGAAAAAUUCUGGGAAUCCAUUAACAAGAAAAAACUUGGAAAUACAUUGAAAAACUUUGAGAAGCAGAAUCAUACCCUAUUACAAAAAGAUGAAUCAGGAAAACUAAAGCAUUUACUAGGAAAAAAAGACUACUACCAACAAUUGGAGGCCAACAGAAAAUUUAGAAAUAGUCAGGGUUCAUUCGUAGGGAAGUUUCUCUUCUACGCUAUUAUUGUGUUUGCUGGCAUUGUGAUUUAUGACAGCUACGUUCACAAUGGAUUCUAUGAAUCAAAAACUUUUCGAACGUUGAAUGAUAUUGGAGCAGUUUCAGCAUCAAAAUUUGUGUAUGCUAAAUCGUUAAUUGCUUUCGAGCUUGUCCAACGAUGGUGUCAGGAUAAUGUUCCAUAUUACUAUGCUGCUGUGUCAAAGGUCCUUUCUCCAUAUCUUACUCAGUUCUGGAAAUGGGUUUACGAGACAAGUUUAACUCUUGCCAAAAUAUCUGAACCCUAUAGAAUAAUCGCACUUCAGAAAAUUGAAAAAGCGUUUAUCACAAUUGAUAAGUAUAUUCCAAUAGUUAAAGAGUUUGUCUUUUAUUACUCACAAUUGGUAAUUGAUUAUGUAAUUCACUACGGAACUAUUGUUUGGAACGUUUGCAAGCCAUACAUUUUCAAAUUGGGAACUUGGAUUCAACACAACAUCUUGGAAGCUGAUCUACUUAUGGACGGUUAUUUUGUUAAUUUUGGAUCAAACGUCUACGAGUAUUUCAACACGGCCAUUACUUGGUGUAAGGAGACAAUGAAGUCUAUAGGAAAUACUAAAUAGAGAUAAAGAUUUCAACCGUUAAUUGUAACAAAAAAUAUUUUUGUUAUUAUUUUGUUGUUUGAUUUAUUUUAAUCAUAUAACAAGUUAUUUAUUUGUAUUUAUUGCAAGCAUGCUUAUAUGGUUCCCUUGAGAAUAAAAUUUGUUCUAUUAUUCCACUUUAUUUUAUAUAAUAAUACUUCCUCUCAAGUAUUAAAGCCUCCGUUAAAGGUAAGCUGUAUUUAUAAUGCACAAUUUAUUUUCUUAAGGAGGCAGUUGCUGUUUAUAAAGGCGCAAAUCUUAUUAUUGCAUGUGGCAGAUAACUUGAAUAAAGUACGUGAGAGGUGUUUGCAUUAAUACGCAAUAUUAUACAAUUACUUUCCGUCUCCUUUCUAAAAUUUCUAAUACAGAAUAGUAGCAGGUAAUUCCCAUUUUACU
Molecule: messenger RNA, 2462 nt
Organism: Dimorphilus gyrociliatus
Lineage: Eukaryota; Metazoa; Annelida; Polychaeta; Dinophilidae
Source: the annotation of a GenBank genome assembly